Aureobasidium musti is the source of this 2046-nucleotide messenger RNA. NCBI's taxonomy places the organism in Eukaryota, Fungi, Ascomycota, Dothideomycetes, Dothideales, Saccotheciaceae. The record is from the annotation of a GenBank genome assembly.
AUGGAGUCACCACAGGCCGACACAACCGCUGUCCAAACGCCAGGCACAUCUAAGAGCAAAGCCGGCAAACUCAAGACCUAUGCAAAACAACGCGCCAGCUCGGCCUCCAAGGGAAUGAGAAGCAGCGCGCGCAUUCGCGCAGCGUCCGAGGAGAUUGGAGAGCAGCAGACCCCUGCACGACCCAACAUUCCGCAAACCAUUGACGAGACUCCUGUACAGGCAAAGGCUGCCAGGUCGACUCGCAAGCGCAAGGCUGACGCUGCUGCGCCUGCUGUUGAAGAAGUUAUGGCAGACGACGCCGCCGAGGUGCCUACUGAGAAGCCAGCCAAGACGCGCAAGCGUCGUUCGAAGAAGCAGUCUAUCCAACCUGAAGAGGAACAGGAGGUCGAGGUGCCCGAGACACAGGAGCCUAGCGAGGAACAACCCGACGAGAACCCUGAGGAUCAGCCAGCCGAGCCCGAGCAAACCCAGGAAGAUGUGGUAGAAGAGGAGGCGGAGGCUGAGGCUGGUGCUUUGGACGCAGAGCCCGAGGAACCCGAGGAGCCCAUGGACAAUACCGAGGGCGAUAUGAGCCAAUUCGAGGUUCCACCAGNNACUCGGACAACGACGAGGCGCAACCCCAGUCCUCUUCAGCAAAGCCCAAGACGAAACGCAAGAGACAGUCCACCGAGAACGNGUUCGCCUGCACCGGCAGUCAAACGCGUCAAGCGAUCCUCAAUGCCUCGAGCAUCAGUUGGCGAUUACCCCGAGCAAGGUCCUUUCACACCCGUCGAGUGCGACCUGAUCGAGACUCACAUGUUGACUUUCGAACGCGAUCAUGAAUUGUCGCGCGAUCAACUCAUUGGCUUGAUCCAGUCAUCAUCACGCGAAAUGAGCAAAGUCUACGUUGAUCUUUCUACCGACAUCCUCCCUCACCGCAACCGCCGCGCCGUGCAACGCUACUGCCGCCGUCAUUACAACAACUUCCAACGCGGACGCUGGACCGAAGAGCAAGACGAGCUACUGCGCACCGCAUACGCCGAAACCCCCAACAAAUGGGUCAAGAUUGGCGAACGCGUGGGCCGCAUGCCAGAGGACUGCCGUGACCGCUGGCGCAACCACGUCUCGCUCGACCAACGCCACACCGAUGUCUGGACCCAGGACGAAGAACAGCGUUUGGCUCAAGCCGUGAGCGAGUGUCUCAAAGCCGUCCAAGCAACCAUGGAGACCGAACUCAGCCGCGAGAUCGAAGACGACUACAUUGCCUGGAACGUGGUCGUGCAANAGAUGAACGGCUCGCGCAACCGUCUGCAAUGCAGCAUGAAAUGGCGCAAAAUCAAGGCCCGCGUGAUCCGCGAAGAGACCGCCCAGCGCGAACGCGAAGAAGCAAUCGCACGUGGAGAAAUCGUCAGAGACGAGGAGGAACUCUACGACGACGGCAUGACCUCUCCCCACACAACCACGCGCUGGAAGAAUGAAGCUUCACGCCGCUUCGACGAAAUGACUGUCGGUGAUAUGCUCGACGUCACCCGCGAAACACUCUAUGGCGCACAGAUGGGUGCCUUUUCCAGCAAAAACACCUUCUGGGCUGUGGUGACGCGCUUGCACGGAGGCUCUCCCUGGAGCACCGCCGACCGCAAAGUCGUAUACAGAAAACUUCGCGAAUCUGUUGGCGAUACCCACGACUUCAAGCUCAACCUCGAAAACCAGGUCGCCUGGCUCGAAAGCCACUUCGACCCUGCAGCACUGGCUGUACGUUCGGCACCUAGACACCGCGCUUCCCACGGCGGCAGAAGAAGCACGGGCACUUUCCGUAGCGAGGAGAAGGUGCAAGAGUCUGAUGAAGAAGGAGAUUUGACUAUGCCUUCUGUUGGUGUUGAGCAGCAGAUUGACGACGAGUUGGCUGAUGCUGUUGCCCAUGCUGGCGACAACGAUGCUACAAUGGGUGCUGAAGAGGUAGAGACCAAUGGAAAUGGCAAUGGAUAUGCCGAGCAAGCAGAGGAAAUCGAGGAGGAGCAAGAACCCGAAGUUCCUGAAUCCGAGCAUGAGGAGGCAGACUACAACUGA